GGAGAGGCCGAGAGGGAGGAGGAGGCUGCUCUCAUCAAACGACCUCUCAGACUCUACAAGGUGACGUGGGAUGGAGCAGAGACCCUGAAGCUCUCAGACCCCGACAGCUUCACACAGUUGGACGACGACAGGAGGACGACGACAGGAGGACGACGACAGGAGGACGAAGACAGGAGGACGACGACAGGAGGACGAAGACAGGAGGACGAAGACAGGAGGACGACAGGAGGACGACAGGAGGACGAUAAACUUCAGGACAAAAGCGUCUCUGAGUUUGACAUGACGUGGCGAGAGCUGCGGAGUCGGCAGUUCUGGCGAGCCGUGCUGGCAGAGCUGCUCGGCACCCUGGUGUUAGUGAGCGCCGUGCUGGGUGCGUCCGUGCCAGGGCCCGGAGAGGCCCCCGGGGGCCCCCUGUACCCAGCGGUGGCGCUGGGCGCGGCGAUCGUUGCGCUGGGACACUGUUUUGGAGAAAUCAGCGGCGCGCAGGUGAACCCGGCGGUGACUCUGUCCCUGUUGGCCACUCGGAGGCUGGACGUCCUCAGGGCCGUUCUCUACAUCGCUGUUCAGUGUCUGGGGGCCUCUCUGGGAGCCGGGGCCCUUUACCUGGCCCUGCCCCUGAAGACCACCGCCGACCACUUCGUCAACAAGGUGCCGAUGGAGCUGAACGCGGCUCAGGCGCUGGGCGUCGAGCUGCUCUGCACCUUCCAGAUGGUUUUCACCAUCUUCUCGGUGGAGGACCAGCGACGGAGGGAGAGUCCCGAACCGGGGAACUUGGCUAUUGGACUGGCGCACACAGCUGGAGUGAUGAUCGGGGGUCGGUUCUCUGGUGCGAGUAUGAAUCCUGCUCGUUCUCUGGGUCCAGCCAUCGUCACCGGCUCCUGGGAAAACCACUGGGUUUACUGGAUCGGCCCGGUGCUCGGCGCCGUGCUGGCCGGAGUGUCGCACGAGUUCUUCUUCGCGCGCGGCGCCUCGCGCCACAAGCUGCUGGCGUGUCUGACGUGCCGCGACAUCGAGAUCGUGGAGGCGACCAGCGUGACGGGCUCCUCGCUGUCCACGGUCACGCAGAGCGCCAUGAGGGCCAAGCAGGCCAACAAGCAGGACAACAACUGAGGGACGCCAGUGACCAAUCAUCACUGUGACUUUAUGAAGAUGUCAGUCAAUGUCACGCAGGACCGGAGGAAAAGGGAGGAGCUGUGUGAAAACUCUCUGGUUGUAUCUACACGUACAUAUACAUAACUCUCAGAUUAUUGUCAGAACUUCGUCUGAGUUACAGUGACGAACAAACACCGUCUGCUAUUAAUCCGAUGAGACUGAUCAUUGUCAUCGCGAAGUCUGUGAAGCUGCAGAUGAAGCACGUGGAUCCUUGGAUCAUAAAAGUGUCGGAGAUAUUUCUAAUAUAUAAAACACACAAACAUCCUGCAGUUCAUAAGAAUCAUCUCCUGUUGUGAACCGUGCAUGAAGGUGGACAUGGUGACAACGUCAUGUCAAAGAUUUAAAAAGACAAACUAGAUAUAUAUACAUAUAUAUUAGGGGUCGACCGAUAUGGCUUUUUACAGAUUAUUACUAAUCCAAGAGACCGAUAACCGAUAUUCGUCUGCGAUAUGUGUCAGAAGGCGUCAAAACUUAGAAUAACACAAAACUCUUUAAUACAAAACUUUGUUGAAACAUCUUGAAAAUAAAAUUAUCGUAUCGACAAGUCGGCUUAAAGAAAUGGCAGAUACUGAUAAUCAUAAAAAAAUCUAAUAUCAGCAUCGAUAAUCGGUUGACCCCUACUAUAUAUAUAUAUAUAAUAUAUUUAUUAUAUAUAUAUAUGUAUAGAAAUAUAUUUAUAUUACAUAUAAUAUAUUGUAUAUUAUAUAUUUAGUAUAUCUAUAUCACUUCAUUGCUACUGAUAAAUUAUGUGUGACGUAUGGGUUCAAUUAUUGAGGUAUUAACAAUGAAAAUGAAAAAACUCUAAGGAUUUAUUCAUAUUUUGGUAACAGACUACAAACAUACAUGAUGUGAUUGAGUGAAAACUCCAAUAUUUUUUUGUGGAGUAGAAAACAGAAGUUGGCACCAAAAGGGAAACGAUAAAACCAAUAAAACCUGUAAAUUCAAAAUGAAGACAACAUGAGAACAGUGUGACGUAAUGAUUUCUAUUUCUAAUGAUGAACCUACGAGAGAAUUAUCCUCUGUCUGUCUGUGACCCUUCACCUUUUCAGUUUCCUUCCGCAGGAAACUCCACCUUCACAUCCUGGAGGUCAAAAAAAAAACAUCUGCGUAAAAUGAUUUUUUAUCUCCCUGAUGUUUUUGUUUUUUUGACAUGUACAUGUGGAGAGAAGUGGAUGCAGACGCUGCGGGGCGAGAGCUUGGAGGCCGCCGACAGUGAGAGUUUCACUAUUGUCACUUCCAUAUUUGCACAUGAGUAGAAUUAAUAACGGAGCCUCAUUGAAACACACACUCUUAUGUUUCUACAGUUUUAGCCGCAGCUUUGUGGAAAAACGCUUUGAAAUGCAAACGAGGUCUUUGCUCCUCGUCACGGGUUCGGGGGCUCAGUCUGUGGCGUGUGUUCAGACAUAAUGAGGACACGUGUGUGUGUGUGUGUGUGUUGAAGUGUGUGAGAGAUGGGACUUCAUUCAUAUCUGCAUGCUUUUGGUGUAAUUGCUUGAAUAUGUAUUUUUUCAGGUUCAUUUUUUCUUUGUGUCUUGUUUUAUUUAUGGAUGCAGAUUAGAUGUGAUGGAUUAUCAACGUCCUGUCUUCACCCCGUCAGUUCUUUUUUCAUUUGUAUAUGAAAUGUCCCUUUCAGAUAAACAUUUUGAAAAAAUAA
Molecule: messenger RNA, 2806 nt
Organism: Scophthalmus maximus (turbot)
Lineage: Eukaryota; Metazoa; Chordata; Actinopteri; Pleuronectiformes; Scophthalmidae
Product: aquaporin-4
Exons: 6
Coding region: 280-1110 (276 amino acids)
Biological process (GO): transmembrane transport
Cellular component (GO): plasma membrane
Molecular function (GO): water channel activity
Source: RefSeq, a predicted model, not a curated record